AUGGCAAACGACGAGCUUCAGCGAACCGAGUAUCUAAAUCUCCUUGCUUCACUGCAGCCGGAGCAAGCAGUCAACAUACUCAAUGAUCGCGUCACCCUCAUAACCAAGAUCAACAGCGACAUCGCCGAUUGGCUUCAGGUCAGGACACGUCCGUGUAACACGGUGAACAAGACAUUGACAGACGACAAGGAACGUCGGAAGAUAGAGGAAGUAUAUGUCGCCAGCUUGCGCAAGCUCGCGCGACGGCCUCAACAAGAUGGAGCCGCUCUUGGCAUCUUCCAAAUGCCCUGGCAGCGAAUCGUCUCUGGCACCGAGAAUUUGGCAGCCUCCCACGAGACCCUUGCGACCAAAAUCGAGGCUGAUGUCGAAUACCCUUUGCGAACGUGGGCAUCUCGGAACAGAGGCUUUAAGGAUCUAAGCACGGCACAGGUGAACCUGGGCAACACCGCAAAAGAGUUAUCUGGCGCACAAAGGAAAGCUGCAAAAGGUGGCCGACGAGCGGAUACUGCGAGUUCCACCAUGGAAGACGCUUCGCGACAAUGGGAAUCACAAGCACCGUACGUGUUUGAACAACUACAGGUUGUCGAUGAAUCGCGGGUCAAUCACCUCCGGGACGUCCUUACGCAGUUCCAGACCCAUGAGGUGGACUCGAUUGAGAAGAACAAAGUCAGCGCAGAGUCUUGUCUGGGCGCACUGCUCAACGUGGAGACUGCCGACGAGAUCAAGACAUUCGCUGCCAGAGUCUCCGCUGGCGGAGGGGGCGGCAUUUUGAGAAGACUGAGUUCAGCGACCGCCGGCACUGGUGCCAGACCGACCAGUUCCCUGCGUGCUCCGCCGACGCCUCCUCCACCACGAGGCACGACUGAUAACAACAGCUUACGUUCAAAUUCCCUGGCCGGACAGGGCAGGCUAGCUCCUUUGCCGGACGUGCCACCUCAGAAGAAAGAGAGCAAGCUGGGUGGUCUCAAGCGACUCGGCACUGUGAUGAAUAGACGCAAGAGCACUGCCCCUCCAGUUUCUUCUUCGACGGAAGAGAAACGACGUACGAGAUUUGUGCCAUUUAGAAGAGGCGACUCGUCCCGCAGUUUCCAGGAUCUGGAUGAGUCCGGACAGGAUCUCACUCCAACAGCAACUCAAGACCGACCUGUAACUUCGAUUUCGCAGAAUCGACGAUAUGAACAGCCUCUUCGAGAUUUACCCGAGCCUCCGCUCCCUGUCCCGCAGACAAACGGCGUUAACCAGACUCCAAAUCCGCUAGAGGCACAUCCGACUGGGAAUUCGUAUCAACCUGGUCUGGCAGACACAGUCAGUCCACCAGCUACUCAAGCCAGCAACAACCCGUACCAACAGAUGGCCUUGAAUCAAGUCACCACAGCUGACAGGAAUGAUUCAAUCACCCAGGCACAGCAGGCAUUGUCGGAAGCGUCAGCCUUCGCCUCACCCUCUGCGGACGAAUCAGCUCGGAAUUUCAUGAUUCGUGACAAACCCAUCGAAGAAGACCAGACCGAGGCAGAGCAAGCAAUGGCAAACAUGGCCAACCAACUGCGCUCACAGGCGCAAAACGCCGGCAUUAACCGUGCUCAAGGUAGUAUGCGAGGUCGUCGAGACGUGCGUAAUACCAUGUACGUGCCCAGUAGCACAGACGCCUUGCCACAGAUUACACGAGCUGCUCCGCCCGUCGCCAUACCAGAGAACGUGACAGCACCAGAGAACACACUCGCCUCACCCAUUCAACGACCUCCAGCGAUUUCCGUUUUGCAAGACGACCACAUCGGCUCUGAUACCGCGUCGAUGACCUCCUCCCGAAGUGUCAUCCCCGCAGCUCAACACCCCGACCUCCAUGAGGCAGGUCUCUGCGCCAGUAUAAUAGAGACUGUCCACAGCACAUUCACCGAGACCGGCAUUUCAAAGUCCUUCGUGCUGGGGGAAAUCGCGUUAGCCCAUAAUCCUACCGGUUCACAGAACGCCGACACCAACACCGAAACAAUCCGCAUCCAGCACUUCGAACUCCUCGACAAGGUCGCAGCCAAUCCCAUCUUCCUCCACCAAAUCAAGCCGGCAGAUGGCCAGACGGAAGAGCAAGCAGGCAGCUACACGGUUACGACGACACAACUCCGUCGUCCCACACCGAUGAUCUGCCUCAAAUAUCAACUUCACCUGGAGGAGGCAACCCUCGCGCGAUACUCACCCAUCCUCCUGACCCCAGCGUGGCAGAUCAUCGACGGCCAAGUCAGCGUCAUCGUGCUCUACUCUCUCAACCCAGUCUUCGGGUCCGAAUCACUCACCUUGAAGAACGUCACCAUCAACCUGGGCCUUGACAUCUCUGACCCGACCUUCCCUCGCGCCCAAUCUGCGAUGAUGGCUCCCACGGCCGGCGCGUCCUUCCGGCGCAAAACAUCCAGCGUGGUCUGGCGAUUGCCUGAGUUCGUGGUCAAGCCUGAACAGGAGCGUCUGUUGGUGCGGUUCAUUACCCAGGGAUUGGCCAAGAAAGGUGCCGUCGACUGUCGGUUUGAAAUCCCCGGCCGCACGGCAAGCGGGGUAGGUGUUGAACGGCUGGUGGAGGGUACAGGUGCUAAGGAGGCUGCUGCUGAUCCGUUCGCGGACGGCGGGGACGACGAUGGUGCUGGGGCUGGGAAGAAAGCCUGGGAGAUCGUGCCCGGACGGGCCAAGUUGGUGAGUGGGCGGUACACCGCUAGCUAG
Messenger RNA from Cladophialophora yegresii CBS 114405, 2700 nucleotides. RefSeq lists its product as uncharacterized. NCBI's taxonomy places the organism in Eukaryota, Fungi, Ascomycota, Eurotiomycetes, Chaetothyriales, Herpotrichiellaceae. Gene Ontology annotation, biological process: septin cytoskeleton organization. Gene Ontology annotation, cellular component: cytoplasm; endocytic vesicle; cell division site. The record is from RefSeq and is a predicted model, not a curated record. The coding region runs from base 1 to 2700 and encodes 899 amino acids. The transcript has 4 exons.